AUGUCACUAAGAACAAAGAUCAAACACCUCAGACUCAUCACCCCUAUUCGUUCAAUCUCUCACCUCUCUUCCCACCCCCACCACCAUGACCACCUUCAAAACCACCAAUCACAAUCACCACAACAAGACCCGUACUCUCUUCUCAAAGAAGACCCAGUCCAAGUCCUAUCUGACCUCUGGGUCAAAACCUUCUCAGAACCCCACAAACCCUUCACUAACCUCACAGGUUUUCUUUCAAAAUUCGACCUUUGGGUCUUAGCUUACCAACGCACGUGCGCUCACGUGACCGGCUCUUUUCCUCCCAGAAACGCCAUUCACACCCACGUCCUUCAGGACCUUCUUUCUCUUCGAAACGGCGUAAUCCACGGCCAAUUUCAGUGGCAUAAGAAAACCCACCAGUUCAUUCACAGCCCCAACGAAAAACCCAUUCAUAGAUUGAUCUCAAAACGCAAACUUCAAUCCAUUUUAGCAUCCAAAGAGCCACCUUUUCAAGAUAGAGUGGUCCAAGAAGUUCUUUUUAUGGUUCUUGAACCCAUUUUUGAGCCCAAGUUUUCUUCAAAAUCUCAUGGUUUUCGACCCAGUAGGAAUGCUCAUACGGUUAUUCGGACCAUUCGGAGUAACUUUGCGGGGUAUUUGUGGUUCUUGAAAGGUGAUAUAAGUGAGAUCUUUGACAAUGUUGAUGAACAUGUGGUGAUGGGUUGUGUUGAAAAGGUUGUGAAGGAUAAGAAAGUGUUGGGUUUGAUCAAAUCGGCACUAAGAGGACCAGUGAAAAGUCAAUAUAAAUAUGAAGAAGAUUAUGGAAGGAAGAAGACAAAGAAGAAGGGUCAGACUAAGAAGAAGAUCUUGAAUGAGAAUGAGCCGAAGCCGGACCCAUAUUGGUUGAGGACGUUCUUUGAUUUUGCACCUGAGGAGGCUGCAAAGGUACCCACUUACGGCUAUUGUGGAAUUCUUAGUCCUUUGUUUGCUAAUUUAUGUCUUAAUGAGUUGGAUCAUAUGAUGGAAGAGAAAAUAAUUAAGUUUUUUAGGCCAUCUAAGCUUGAUUCAAUAUGGAAAUUUUCGAUUGAUGAUGGUUGUCAUAAUCCGUCUUGGCCAGAAUUUGUGCCAGCUAGUGGAAAGGAGAAAACUAGAAGAAUGGAUUAUAUCAGGUUUGGGGGUCAUUUCUUGAUUGGAAUUCGAGGGCCUAGAGAGGAUGCAGCAGAAAUUAGGAAGGAAAUAAUUGAAUUUUGCGAGGGUAAGUUUAGUUUAAGGUUAGACAAUUCGAAAGUGGAGAUUGAACACAUAACUAGAGGAAUUCAGUUCUUGGAUCAUAUAAUUUGUCGUCGGGUUAUACACCCAACUCUUCGUUACACUGGGACUGGUGGUAAAAUUGUGAGUGAAAAGGGGGUGGGGACUUUACUUUCAGUCACUGCUAGCUUACAACAAUGUAUUCGCCAGUUUAGGCGGCUUAAGUUUGUUAAGGGUGAUAGGGAUCCUGAGCCACUGCCUUGCACUCCAAUGCUGUACUCAGGUCAAGCUCAUUCGAAUGCCCAGAUGAAUAAGUUCCUUGAGACUAUGGCCGAUUGGUAUAGAUACGCAGAUAAUCGAAAGAAAAUUGUUGGAUUUUGUGCAUAUGUGAUCCGUAGCUCACUGGCUAAAUUAUAUGCUGCGAGGUAUAGACUGAAAUCUCGGGCCAAGGUGUACAGGAUAGCUUCACGUGAUCUCAGCCGUUCACUGAGGGAGCAUAGUAACAACUCUGCACCUGAAUAUUCGGAUCUGUUGAGGAUGGGAUUAGUUGAUGCUAUUGAAGGUGUUCAAUUCUCUCAUAUGUCUUUGAUUCCUUCAUGUGAUUACACUCCAUUUCCAAGGAACUGGGUACCAGAUCAUGAGCAAGUGUUGCACGAGUACAUCAGAUUACAAGACCCAAAAUUCUUUUGUGAAUUGCACAGGUCAGUUAAAAGAAAAGGUUUGAGUUUGCCUCAAGACGAGGUAUCUGGGAUUGUCUGGGACUACAAGACUCUUGGAGUGCGGAGUUAUCAGUCUAUUGGUGAUAAUGAGACGAAAAAAGCUGCUGAUAAUGUGAUAUUACCGCCUUGA
Molecule: messenger RNA, 2073 nt
Organism: Ilex paraguariensis (yerba mate)
Lineage: Eukaryota; Viridiplantae; Streptophyta; Magnoliopsida; Aquifoliales; Aquifoliaceae
Source: the annotation of a GenBank genome assembly